GCAAAGGGCGGUAAUUUUCUCAUAACAGCCAACGUCAAAGGUUGAACAGUGAGGUCAUUUACUAAUAGGAACUUCCGCUGGAACUUAUCGUGAGCAGGUCUGGGAUAAUUUUUUCAUUUCCUGAUUCGGUGCCAGGGACAUUUGCAGGGCGGUUGUAGCGGUGGUAAGUCGUAGGGUGGGUGAAAUCUGGCCAUUCGUCAAUCGAGGACUGUCUAAAUAUAGACGAGUGUCAUGAAACCAAGGGGAGAGAAGAAAUAAGACACUUCAGAUAUGAGUCGCGACAAAGUUGUGGCCAGCAAUGGAAAGCCAGUUACGUCCCCUGCCGACCCCCUCCGCGAGGAAGUGACGAUGAGCGAGGCCAUACCGAUGGGCAACUCAACAGUACAUCCACGCAGGCUUGUGGACAGCAACAAUGAGGAGGGUGAAGGCCGGCGGCCCGAGACAGACGACUCGGAUGGAAACAACCCUCUCACGCCUGAAUCUUUCGCUCCCCUGCUGUCUACGAAUCAGUUUCUGGUUAGAAAAAUGGCGUCACAAGCCCUAAUGGACGUAGCGCUGAUGAUGGCAAACAUCUCACAACUACGUACACUAGUUGUUGCAGGUCCGGACAACAUGGAGUACUUCUACGCUUUGAUCACACUGGUGGGCUUCUCAUUGGCUGCCCAAAUCAUCUUCGCUAUCCUCAUCUUCAUCAUCUGGGUGAGGGAGAGUGACCAGCACCAGAGGCAUGAGUACCUCACCUCACUACAGAAGCGGCCAAAUACAGGGGCGAAUAACUCAAGCGUGACGCCCGAGGAACUUGAUGAGGAUUUCCGCCAACAGAGGAUCACCAACCACCUGAACUACGUCACCAUGGUGCUCGUCUUCACCAUCACAGUAGCCAACAUGUUCAUCACGGGGUUCGGGAUCAAACUGGAGGUCCCUAACGUCAAGUCGAACCCUUGACCGUCGACAGGUCAACUCUUGACCGUUGACAGGUCAACACUUGACCGUUGAAUGGUCAACACUUGACCGUCGAUAGGUCAACUCUUGACCGACGUCAGGUCAACACUUGACCGUUGACAGGUCAACUCUUGACCAUCGACAGUGAAGUCUUGACCGUUGACAGGUCAACUCUUGACCAUCGACAGUGAAGUCUUGACCGUUGACAGGUCAACUCUUGACCGUCAUUAGAUCGACACUUGAUCGUCGUCAGGUCAACUCUAGACAGCGGUCAAUACGUUGACAAUUAACAUCACCGUCAGUCCCAAGUUUGAGGAACACGUGACUCUGUUCAUCACACCAACAUUAAUAAAACAUUUCAACUCUUUAUUAAACUAAACCAUUCUCAGACGAACUAAAAAAGUACAGGUAACAAAACUGUCGCCAGAGGAACGGAUGAAACAAAAAUAACAAAAGUCAUACAAAGGUAGAGCUACUUGUUUCAGGGACAGUCAGAGUAUACAUAACAUCUCUCGUAGCCUUUCUCAAUGUCAUAAGUCAGCACCAUAUGUUCCACUCUGGUUCCCCGUAUGUUUCAUAUAAUAGACACUGCACAGCAGAUUCUGUGUUGUUUCUGUAACAAUAGUACUACACUCUGUAUAGUAAAUCGUCUGUUGUUGCUAUCAUAACGUGUAACAAUAUUACUUGACUCUGUGUAGCAAAUCCUGUGCUGACAAUAGCGACACCCAGAGGCGUAGCGACCCUUCCCGGCGCCCGGGGCGAACUUUCAAUUUGGCGCCC
Molecule: messenger RNA, 1722 nt
Organism: Physella acuta
Lineage: Eukaryota; Metazoa; Mollusca; Gastropoda; Physidae
Product: ninjurin-1
Biological process (GO): tissue regeneration; cell adhesion
Cellular component (GO): membrane
Source: RefSeq, a predicted model, not a curated record